This is a messenger RNA of Acanthocheilonema viteae, 1038 nucleotides long. Lineage: Eukaryota; Metazoa; Nematoda; Chromadorea; Rhabditida; Onchocercidae. The record is from the annotation of a GenBank genome assembly.
AUGGGUAAUCGUAUUUCACGGGACAAAGGAAAGAAAACGAUUAUUGAUGCAUUGAAUGAUCCAGGCGGUAGUGUUUCACGGAAAAUGUCUAAUUCUGGAACACCGAAACGUAAUAAAAUGAAUACAAAGCGUGAUGAAAAUAUGUCAUGUCAGCAGCAAAUGUCAAUCUCUCAAGAAUCAUUCCACGAGAAUCUAAAAUUGGACAUAUUUUGCGAUAAGCCAGAUAAACUGGUUCAUGAUAAUGGCACAACGUAUGUGAAUGAUGGAAAAUGGAAAUCAAAUUCAGAAUCUAAUGAGCAAUUUUCCAUGCGAUCAAAAUUAUUGAAUAAAAUGAAGUGCAAAGAUUUAAGAGGGCAACCAAAAAGUGACAGAAGUGAUGUAAAGCGUAAUCAAUCAUUGGUUCGAAUGAGAUCAUCAAAUCUCAGCGAAUCACGACAAAAAUGUCGUAGUAAUAAUAACAACAACAACAAUAAUAAUAAUUUGGAUUAUCGUGGAACUCAUCCGAUUACAUCUCAGGGACGUGAAAUCAUUCAGGCCUGCUUCAGUAAUCAUCACAACGAAAUUGGUUAUCGUAUUUGCAUGCGAGUUUUUGAAAAGCGUCCUGAUUAUCAAAGGUACGUAUAUGCUCUUGGCAAGGAAAGAUGGUUAAAUACCUCCGCUGAGCUUCGUGAUUACCUAAAUAAUGUUGUAAGUAAGGUUCAUGAUGUGGCAGCAGUGGAAGAAAUAUCACGACAUUAUGGUGAGCAACAUGUACAAUUGAAAAAAUAUGGCUUCAAGCCUGAUUUUUGGGUCAGCAUCGCCGAUGCGAUAGCAAUUGAAUGUGUGAUAUUGGAUAUGGCUAAUCAUCAACCAACUGAAACGGUAAUGGCGUGGUCUCAGUUAACAUCGUUAAUGUUUACAUCAAUUCGUGAUGGUUACUAUGCAGCAUUACGAUUUCAACGACAAACACUCAAAAGUUGUAAGAGUUCGCAAUGGCAUCUGGCAGUUGAUUCUAUCAGAAGUUCAAAUUCGUCUAUCGUUGAAGAAUUUGUUAGUUGA